Molecule: messenger RNA, 3485 nt
Organism: Scheffersomyces coipomensis
Lineage: Eukaryota; Fungi; Ascomycota; Pichiomycetes; Serinales; Debaryomycetaceae
Exons: 2
Coding region: 196-3399 (1067 amino acids)
Source: RefSeq, a predicted model, not a curated record
CUAGUCCCUGUUGGUUAAAUCUGGAAGUGAAAAAAAAAUUGUCUUGUUUUUCUGAAAAAAAAAAUUAAAAAAUUGAUUUCUGCACGUCCCUAUAAGAAUUAAAUAUUUCUGUUUCAAAAAUUUGCAGUAUUACGACGUGUAACAGAUCACAAUCAAUCCUAUCAAUUAAAGGAAAUCAAGGUCAUAUCUAUCAAUAUGUCAGGUGGUAGUGAUAUAACUAAAUUUGAAGUGUUAGCAAAAGCUUGGAGUCCUAAACCUCCAAAGAAAUUUUCUAAUAGCUUGAUUAACGACGUGCAUCCUUUAAUCAUACAUGAAGGUAAGAUUCAAGUAGAUGCUUUAGCAAGAUUGAAUGAAUCUGAAUUCUUUGAAAAUGUGUUAUGGAAGUUCUUUCAUGAAGAUGUCACAGCUCACCAUUUGGAAUUACUUUUAGCAAGUGCUCUCCUUGAUCAUCAAUUGAAGAAGAAAGCUAACUUGGUGACAAGAUUGGAUAUAUUAUUAAAUGGAGAUGUAGGGCCAUUAAUGAAAAGAAUAUUGAAUGUUCCAUUAAGUUUGGCAACUUCAACAGAGUAUCAACUAAUUGCCUUGGUAUUCACAUUUAUAAGGACUUUGGAUUUACAUUAUUCUAAUGCUCAGUCUGUCAGGAAGUGGAUCAGACCUCUUACUGAUAUAAAUUUGCAAGAUGAUUUUAGUUACGAUGAACCAUACUUCCAGAAGUCUAGUAUUCAAACAGAUGAGGAAUACGCAAGAAUAAAGUUACAAAAGCUGUGGUACUACAUUGUUUUAAGUUCUUUCAAUAGACUAAUACUAGAUGCAGUAGUUGAUGGUCCAACGUUUGAUCUUUUACAAGAGGAAUUGAUUAAACUUCUUAUAAGUGGACUAAGCCAGAAUGAACCAGAUUUCAUCCAGUUUGUUAUUCAAAUGAAUGUUUACGAUUUACUUAAAUUAAGUGAAGAAGUAUCAAAUUCACUUGACAUUUUGAAAUAUUUUUUAUUCCAGGAGUACACUUUUUCAGAACAGCUUACCAUAUUUAAGGAACUUUUAUUAGAAUGGAAUGAUCACAAAAACAGUAUGGCUAGAGUUCUACAUGCAGUAAGAUCUGUGAGAAGUUCAUACAGUGAAGAUGUAUUAAGAGAAGUAGUUAUGGAAUACUUGAACAUCGAUAUACUAAAGGAUAUUUUGGAAAACAUGAGUCUUAAUGUACCAUAUGUCUGUACAGAUCAUUUAGAUGCUUUUUCAUCUGAUGCUGAGAAGGAAAUUCUAGUUGGGUGUUUAAUGAGCUUAAUUUUUGUACCUGACUACAACUUACUUGACACACUGGAGCGUGUCUUUGAUUUUUUUACAGAACGUGAACUAUACGAUGAUACUCAUAUAGCUGAUUCUAAUAAUCUAUUUGAUUAUCUUUCCGACGAAGAAUACCCAAUAUUUGGAAUUCAAUCUUUUUCUAAUAAGGACUACUAUAAUCGAGUCGCUAUGAAUCUCUUAUUAAAGUUGAGAAAAGACAUAAAGAAACAUAUUGUUCAGGUGCUUACCAGAUUGAAGAUUGAUUCUAAUGGGAAUAGAAAAGGGAAAAGUAAAUAUUUCUAUGAAAUUAAAGAACUGAAAAUGGACGACGAGAGAUCAUUUCAAGUUACAACAAAAACAGAUUUUGAAAGCAAAAAUGAUUAUAUACUUCUAUUAGAAUUAGUAAAGCCAAAUCCUCAUAGUUCAUCAUCACGGUUAAAUGAAUUUGGUUUAAAUUCGGUCAAACUUGCAUCCAUCGAAACCUCUAAGAAAAAUAGCAUGUCUUUAGACGUACCAUUUUCUGACGAGGAGUAUUAUAGGCUGGAAGAUCUAAAUGUUCGUGGUAACUGUUUAAUAGUUUUGCCAGAUAUUGUCCCGGCUAUAGACGAGUUAAACCUUCUCAUGAGAGAUUCAACUGACGGAAAGGAAAUGUUCAUUGCAACACAGGAUGAUAAGGACCCUAAGUUUGAUUAUGAAUCUGAAAAUGAGUCUGAACCAGAGGUUGAACAUGAUCGCAAAAGGUCCAAAUUUAGCAAUCAUUUUAAAUCAAAUAAAAGCUCUUAUCCACGUAUCGCUGGUGACUUUACUUUUUUAAGGAAUGCAGAAGAUUCUUAUUUCAAUUUAAAAUUGAUGGAAUCUUUGUUGUUGGAAUCUUUAUCGGAUCGAAAUCUAACUCUAUUAAUUGUCCCAACAGAAACAUUUUUGAAAAAUUAUGAAAUUCCAUCAGGUAAAUCGAUAUUGAAAUAUGCUGACGAUACUAGUUUGGAUUCGUUUAUAGAUUCAUUGAAGGAAAAGAUCCUAAAACUUCUCGCCAAGAUUGAGUAUGAGGACAUGGAUGGGUUCAAUAUGAAAUCAUUAACGUAUUAUGAAGAUAUUAUUGACAAGGCAUGGAGAAAGUAUUUAAACGAUUGUGUGAACCAAACAGACGUCACAACACAAAUAUAUCCAUUCCGUGAUGAUGUCACAGAUUUUCAGGAGAUUCGUGAAGACCAUGAAGAUAUCAUCCGUACCUUUGAGACGAUAUCAAGACUUUCACCAUUAGUGACUUCAGACAAUCUCUCGAAAGCGGAGAAAUGGCAAUUCAUGGUAAGAAAUUUCAAUAUAAUGAUAUCGUAUAAUCAGUAUCUCAAACUAAUCAGUGAUCCUUUUGGGUUCUUUCAUUCAUUUCAUUACGUGAAAGUGUUAAAUGGAAAGCUUAAUAUUUUACCAACAAUAAUGGCUUACAACACUGAGCCGCCAAAACACGUAACAUUCUAUGGUGGUGAGAUUUCUACUGCUCUUGCCCCGCCAAAGGAUUUCAAGAGAAAUCCUUAUUUAACCCAACCGCAAUACCAGACUAAUCCGGGUUUCGAAUAUCCUUAUCAAAAACUCAAAGUUGAAAGUCAAUUGCAAGAGGCCGAAUAUUGCGUAUUGCUUUAUCAAUAUAUGAGAUUAUUGGGAUAUCCUCAAUCCAAGAUUGUUAUUUGGGUAUCAUCAGCAAUUCAAAAGGCAUUAAUUGAAGAAGUUUUGCGUGCUAAAUGUGUCAAGAAUCUGAAAGCCGCAAAAGGUGUUCAUGCAAAGGAUGCCUCAGAUUCAGCAGACUUAUUUCAAUUCGGAUGGCCUGAUGUUAUCUUUAACGAAUCUGGAGAAUAUGAUUAUGAUAUUUAUGAUUAUGCAAUUUACUCAUUAUUUGGAUCAGUUGAUUUUGAAUUACCUUAUAAGCAUUUACCAGGUACUAAAGGUUUGUAUUAUUGGCCGAAGAAAACCAGUCUACAAAUCAUUACUGGCGAGAAUUAUCAAAUGAAGGAGAUCCCUGACUUUGAGAACACACGUCCACUGAAUGGUAAGUUCAAUAUAGAAGGUAAAGAUCAUUUUGAAGAGUAUAUCUCCCAAAUGACAAAAGUCAGGUUAGGAAAUUAAAAAGCAGAUAGUGGAUAUCUGUCAUCAAAUUAUAUAGAAUUUUGGCUAUGAACAUCAUAUAUUAAUAGUUAAAUAGACAAUAAAGU